AUGACGUCACUACUAUGCGUCGUCAUAUAAAGGUCGGAUCACAUUCCAAAUAUCAUUCUGAACAGAUCACAGCUCCAGAGCGGUUGUGUAGCAUAAACAUCCCUUCUGACAGUAUUUAGAAGGACUCAUUCUUUUACCGACAGGAACUUGGUGAGUAGCCUAUCACAGUCAAAAGCUGAAAUCAAAUCAGUUUUAAGAGACAAUCCAUAUUUUGAACUUGAUAAGAUUCAGUUAUCAGUCACCAGUCUUUCAGCUUCAGUAUUCAGAACUGGAAAACAGCCAAUUAAGCUAAAAUGCCUCUUAAGUUUUACAAAAACGAGAUCCUUACCGGGCGAUCUGGAGUUUAUAUUCUUAAGAAAUUUCUGGGAAAAGGUAAUUUUGGUGCAGUUUACAAGGGUUUAAAACAGGGAACAGAUGAAGCAGUGGCUCUGAAGUUUAUGGAUCGCCGUGACUCGGCUUUCGGAGAAGUCAUUAUAUUGGAACAUCUCAGAGAACUCCAGGCUCAUGAGAACGCCCUGAUUAAGUUCAUCGAUAACUUUGUUCACAAUGAUCGCAACUGUUUAGUGUUUGAGAUGCUGGAUAUGGACUUAUUUGACUUAAUGGAAAUUAGACAGAAAAAACCACUAGAUGUCAGUGAAGUUCGGGUGGUUGCCCGCGACCUGCUGGUGGCUCUGAACGCACUGAAGAAUGCUGGAGUGACUCACGCAGAUAUAAAACCAGACAAUAUUAUGCUGGUUAAUCAUCAGUCGCAGCCUUUCAGAGUCAAGCUGAUAGAUUUUGGGGUUGCUAUAGAAACAUACAAACUACGGCGUUAUGAUACCAUACAGGUGUGUGGUUUCAGAGCACCAGAGGUGAACUUAGGUCUCCCUCUGACUGAAGCCAUUGACAUGUGGGCUGUUGCCUGUACACUGGCCUUCAUCUUUCUUGGAGAUCAUAUUCACAAUACUAUUUGUGAGUUUAAAAAUAUGAGGCAGAUCUUUAAGCUCCACGGUCUGCCUGACCAGGAUUUACUUGGCAAGGGAACGAAAGUGGAUCGCUUUUUCAUUUUUGACCAGUCAAACCAAACUUGGAGGUUUAAAACACCACAGGAGUAUACGGAGAGGAUAAUCAUCGAUGGCGACAAACAUGAUGUUGCGUUAGACUCUAUCGAUGACUUUUUAACAAUUCAUCCAGAAAUACAAGACCCCUUUGAGUUAGAAGAUCUGCAGGCUUUCGUAGACCUCCUGAAAAAGAUGUUUACAGUGAAUCCCUCAGAGCGGAUCACUCCAGAAGAAGCUCUAAAUCACAGAUUUAUAACAAUGAGCCACCUUCCUCCUACCAGCAAUAACUCAUAUGUGAUAUGGGCAUAUAAAAAAAUGAAAGUUUAUCGAAUGGAGAAAGAAGAACCGAGCAUAUCCCCUGAUUUCAAUGUAAGACAGACUCCUGACAGAAAAUCAGAUCUCUCUGAUUUCAAUCCAUCUGAUUCUGAUCUGUCUGACUUUGAUUCAUCAGAUUCUGAUCUGUCUGACUUUGAUUCAUCAGAUUGUGAUCUGUCUGACUUUGAUUCAUCAGAUUCUGAUCUGUCUGACUUUGAUUCAUCAGAUUCUGAUCUGUCUGACUUUGAUUCAUCAGAUUGUGAUCUGUCUGACUUUGAUUCAUCAGAUUCUGAUCUGUCUGACUUUGAUUCAUCAGAUUGUGAUCUGUCUGACUUUGAUUCAUCAGAUUCUGAUCUGUCUGACUUGGAUACAGAUGAAGAAUCUAAUGAGCCAGCGAACACAUCAGAUUUUCAACUCCUUAAGAUUCAGGAAGCUAAUUUUGCAGAUAUGAAGUUGCACGAUUCAGAACUGGAAGGCAGCAGAAGAGACAGACUAGAUGAAACAUCGUUUGAAUUAUACAAAGAUCAAACAAUCACUGGGGAAUCAGGAGUUUAUAUUAUUCAAAAAUUUCUGGGUCGUGUUGCUUUUGGACAAGAGGUCAAGGGUUUAAAACAGGGGACAGAUGAAGUUGUGGCUCUCAAAUUUAUCCACAAAGACAACAGUGAAUCAGCUACCGCAGAAGCCACUAUAUUGAAACAUCUCAAGGAGCUCCAAGCUGACCAGAAGAACCUGAUCAAGUUAAUCGAUCACUUUGAAUUUAAUGACAGCCUCUGUUUAGUGUUUGAGAUGCUGGACAUGGACUUAUUUGGUUUACUUAAAACGAGAGAGUGGGAACCACUAGAUGUCAGUGAAGUUCGGGUGGUUGCCCGCGACCUGCUGGUGGCUCUGACCGCACUGAAGAAUGCUGGAGUGACUCACGCAGAUAUAAAACCAGACAAUAUUAUGCUGGUUAAUCAUCAGUCGCAGCCUUUCAGAGUCAAGCUGAUAGAUUUUGGGGUUGCUAUGGAAACACACAAACUACGGCGUUAUGAUACCAUACAGGUGUGUGGUUUCAGAGCACCAGAGGUGAACUUAGGUCUUCCUCUGACUGAAGCCAUUGACAUGUGGGCUGUUGCCUGUACACUGGCCUUCAUCUUUCUUGGAGAUUAUGUUCACAAUACUAUUUGUGAGUUUAUCAAUAUGAGGCAGAUCUUUAAGCUCCACGGUCUGCCUGACCAGGAUUUACUUGGCAAGGGAACGAAAGUGGAUCGCUUUUUCAUUUUUGACCAGUCAAACCAAACUUGGAGGUUUAAAACACCACAGGAGUAUACGGAGACGAUAAUGAUCAAUGCCGACGACUAUGAUAUUGCGUUAGACUCUAUCGAUGACUUUUUAACAAUUCAUCCAGAAAUACAAGACCCCUUUGAGUUAGAAGAUCUGCAGGCUUUCAUAGACCUCCUGAAAAAGAUGUUUACAGUGAAUCCCUCAGAGCGGAUCACUCCAGAAGAAGCUCUAAAUCACAGAUUUAUAACAAUGAGCCACCUUCCUCCUACCAGCAAUAGCUCAUAUGUGAUAUGGGCAUAUAAAAAAAUGAAAGUUUAUCGAAUGGAGAAAGAAGAACCAAGCAUAUCCCCUGAUUUCAAUGUAAGACAGACUGCUGACAGAAAAUCAGAUCUCUUUGAUUUCAGUCCAUCUGAUUAUGAACUGUCGGACUCAGAUCUCUCUGAAUUAGAAGAUUCUGACUCUGGUCUGUCUGACUUUGAUUUAUCAGAUUCUGAUCUGUCUGACUUUGAUUCAUCAGAUUCUGAUCUGUCUGACUUUGAUUCAUCAGAUUCUGAUCUGUCUGACUUGGAUACAGAUGAAGAAUCUAAUGAGCCAGCGAACACAUCAGAUUUUCAACUCCUUAAGAUUCAGGAAGCUAAUUUAUCAGAUAUGAAGUUGCACGAUCCAGAACUGGAAGGCAGCAGAAGAGACAGACUAGAUGAAACAUCUUUUGAAUUAUACAAAGAUCAAACAAUCACUGGGGAAUCAGGAGUUUAUAUUAUUCAAAAAUGUUUGGGUCGUGUUGCUUUUGGACAAGAGGUCAAGGGUUUAAAACAGGGGACAGAUGAAGUCGUGGUUCUCAAAUUUAUCCACAAAGACAACAGUGAAUCAGCUACCGCAGAAGCCACUAUAUUGAAACAUCUCAAGGAGCUCCAAGCUGACCAGAAGAACCUGAUCAAGUUAAUCGAUCACUUUGAAUUUAAUGACAGCCUCUGUUUAGUGUUUGAGAUGCUGGACAUGGACUUAUUUGGUUUACUUAAAACGAGAGAGUGGGAACCACUAGAUGUCAGUGAAGUUCGGGUGGUUGCCCGCGACCUGCUGGUGGCUCUGAAUGCACUGAAGAAUGCUGGAGUGACUCACGCAGAUAUAAAACCAGACAAUAUUAUGCUGGUUAAUCAUCAGUCGCAGCCUUUCAGAGUCAAGCUGAUAGAUUUUGGGGUUGCUAUGGAAACACACAAACUAUGGCGUUGUGAUACCAUACAGGUGUGUGGUUUCAGAGCACCAGAGGUGAACUUAGGUCUCCCUCUGACUGAAGCCAUUGACAUGUGGGCUGUUGCUUGUACACUGGCCUUCAUCUUUCUUGGAGAUCAUGUUCACAAUACUAUUUGUGAGUUUAUCAAUAUGAGGCAGAUCUUUAAGCUCCACGGUCUGCCUGACCAGGAUUUACUUGGCAAGGGAACGAAAGUGGAUCGCUUUUUCAUUUUUGACCAGUCAAACCAAACUUGGAGGUUUAAAACACCACAGGAGUAUACGGAGACGAUAAUGAUCAAUGCCGACGACUAUGAUAUUGCGCUAGACUCUAUCGAUGACUUCUUAAUGAUUCAUCCAGAAAUACAAGACCCCUUUGAGUUAGAAGAUCUGCAGGCUUUCGUAGACCUCCUGAAAAAGAUGUUUACAGUGAAUCCCUCAGAGCGGAUCACUCCAGAAGAAGCUCUAAAUCACAGAUUUAUAACAAUGAGCCACCUUCCUCCUACCAGCAAUAGCUCAUAUGUGAUAUGGGCAUAUGAAAAAAUGAAAGUUUAUCGAAUGGAGAAAGAAGAACCGAGCAUAUCCCCUGAUUUCAAUGUAAGACAGACUGCUGACAGAAAAUCAGAUCUCUUUGAUUUCAGUCCAUCUGAUUAUGAUCUGUCGGACUCAGAUCUCUCUGAAUUAGAAGAUUCUGACUCUGGUCUGUUCGACUCCGGUCUGUCUGACUUUGAUUUAUCAGAUUCUGAUCUGUCUGACUUGGAUACAGAUGAAGAAUCGGCAUUUGAAAAAAGGAAAGUUUAUAUAAUGUAGGAAGAGGAAACAAACGGCCCGUCACCUGAUUUCAUCGUGGGACAGACCGCUGACAACAAAUCAAAUCUCUUUGAUCUGAAUCUGUCUGAUAACAAUCUGUCAGACUCAGAUCUCUGUGAAUUAGAAGAUUCUAACUCUGAUCUGUCUGACUUAGAUACUGACGAGCCAGUGAACACGUGAGAAUUGGAUGUUGACAAGUUUCAGAAAGCUGAUUUAUCAAACUUUAAGCAGUACGAUUCGGAACUGGAAGCCAGAUGAAGAGACAGCCUAGAUGAAAUGUCAUUUGAAUUAUACAAUAUUUUCUUAGAUAAGUUUAUUUAGACAAGUGGUCAAGGGUUUAAAACAGGGGGCAGAUGAAGUCGUGGCUCUCAGAUGUGUCCACAAAGACAACACGGGAGCAGCUACCAGAGAAGCCACUAUAUUAAAACAUCUCAGGGAGCUCCAAGCUGACCAGAAGAGCCGGAUUAUGUCAGUCGAUCACUUUGAAUAUAAUAGGAGUGGCUGGAUAGGCCUAGAAAAAAAUGUGGGGUCUGCACUUCAGAUUAGUCAGUGUGUUAGCUCUAGUAGAGUUCAGCCUGUGGCGUUGCAUUGCACGUUCCUUUAUUCUUUCUCAUAAAAAAAAGCAAAAAGUCCAUUACACUCAGAUCAAAAUUGAAGAAUGCAAAAUUAGUUACACUACUGUGGAUACAGAGGAAGAUUCUCAGGAGGAAACUUCAAACUUAGCAUUCAAAGUUUUAACGUUUAGUGUUAGCGUUUAGUUUUAGCGUUUAGUUUUAGCGUUUAGUUUUAGCGUUUAGUGUUAGCGUUUAGUGUUAGCGUUUAGUUUUAGCAUUUAGUAUUAGCGUUUAGUUUUAGCGUUUAGUUUUAGCGUUUAGUGUUAGCGUUUAGCUUUAGCGUUUAGUGUUAGCGUUUAGUUUUAGCGUUUAGUUUUAGCGUUUAGUUUUAGCGUUUAGUGUUAGCGUUUAGUUUUAGCGUUUAGUGUUAGCAUUUAGUUUUAGCGUUUAGUGUUAGCGUUUAGUGUUAGCGUUUAGUUUUAGCGUUUAGUGUUAGCGUUUAGUUUUAGCAUUUAGUAUUAGCGUUUAGUUUUAGCGUUUAGUGUUAGCGUUUAGUUUUAGCGUUUAGUUUUAGCAUUCUAAAACUGGGUUAGGCCAUAACAGGGCUGGGGUUAGUUGGGUUAGUAAUAAAGUAAACAAACAAAAAAAUAAAUAAAAAAAAAUAAUCCUCUACUAUUAAUCGCCACCUUAUCGCGGUGUAGGGGUUUGCGUGCCCUGAUGACCCCAGAAGGUAUGUUGCCUGGGACUGUUUGUCCCUGUUAGGUUCUGCCAUGGCAACUGGGCUCUGGGUCAGGGGCCAGACUAAGAGCGAUUAAUUAAUUCUUAUUAGGACUACAAAAGCAGUGGAGAAAAACUCUCUCCAAGACUUUUUAAAUGAUUGAGUUUUAGUAGUUACGUAGUUGGUAUAAAAGAAAAGUUUUCACAGAAAAUAUUUUCCGUUAUCUAGAUCAGUGGUUCCCAACUUGACCCUCCAAAGGGGUCCCCACAACUGUGUCUGUGCUGAGGUUGUUGGGUUACAAAGAUUAUUUAUUAUUUGUAAAAAAUUACUUUUCUAAAAUCCCAAUUACACGCCCAACUGUGUAAUCAAAAAUAUGUAUAGGAGUUACAGCACCGCAUGUCUGUGCAGUUUGUAACUAAUCAUGUGUGAUGUGUGUUUGUAGAUGGGGUUGGGGGGGUCCUGGCUUGUUUUCAACACUGGUACGGGGGUCUUCAUGGUAAACAGUUGGGAACAACUGAUCUAGAUGAAAUAUGGUGUUUACUAAUUUAAAAACUGUAGAAAUUUUAAAGUAGUAUAUUUUAUUCUGAAAGUAUUUACAGGAAGUGCCAAUCAUCUUGUUUAACUUGAUAUAAACGCUGUGGUAACAGCUUCUGUCCGCAGGAGGGCGGAAACAUCCUUCAUCGUGAAAGUCAGACAAUGAAGGGUUUGCUUGUUUCAACCAUCGACAUGUGGUUUCUACCCAGUUGAUCUGAAAAAUUACAUAAAUCCCUUCAGUCAAAUGCUGAUUACAAAUAAACCAAUUAAAAAUCAAUUUAGACAGAAACAUGUAUACAAAAGUAUUUCUAUUUGUUAAUGCUUAUUUUGUGCAUUUGGUUUAGUUUUAUUUCUGAAUUUCAGAGGUUAUUUUUAAAGUUAUUGAUGAAACAAGGACCAGUAAGUAGACUGGAUGCGGUCAAAACUCCAGAAGAUGGCAGUAAUGCAGCUGUGCUGCUAAACAGCUCUUUAAUACCAGGACCAUUUAUCACGGUCCGUGGUGAGCCUCCUGCAUGUAACCUGUUUGUUCUGAGUAUUGUUGUAGGUGGGUGUGUCUGAGAGCCACCAGCUGCAGCUGAUCCCGUCAUCAAGGCCCAGGGGAUUUAAGGAGCAGCGUGACACUUCACCACGCCGGAUGAUUGCUCAGCUUUGGGUUUCACUCCACCCUCCACCAUCUCAAUACCAGCUCAGAUUCCUGCACUUCAUCUCAUGCUGUCUCCUCCCCUGGCCGCCCGCUCUCAGCCGCUCACCUGCACCCACCAAGCCUCUGCUCCUACCUCCUCUCAUAUUCGACAGCCCCUCCUCCUUCUGGAGCCUUCCUGCUCACCCGGACCUGACCUAGCCCUUCCAGAGGCUCUCACCACUAUCUACAUCAAAUCCUCUCCUGGAGCCUUGCUGCCAGCCUGCACGUCGCCUGUUCCCGUUCCUCUGAUUUAAUAAUAAAGAACGUUUUACUUA
Molecule: messenger RNA, 7418 nt
Organism: Nothobranchius furzeri (turquoise killifish)
Lineage: Eukaryota; Metazoa; Chordata; Actinopteri; Cyprinodontiformes; Nothobranchiidae
Biological process (GO): positive regulation of transcription by RNA polymerase II; peptidyl-serine phosphorylation; peptidyl-threonine phosphorylation
Cellular component (GO): nucleus; PML body; cytoplasm
Molecular function (GO): transcription corepressor activity; SMAD binding; transcription coactivator activity
Source: RefSeq, a predicted model, not a curated record